Passer domesticus (house sparrow) is the source of this 629-nucleotide messenger RNA. RefSeq names its product parvalbumin beta-like. Gene Ontology annotation, cellular component: cytoplasm. Gene Ontology annotation, molecular function: calcium ion binding. NCBI's taxonomy places the organism in Eukaryota, Metazoa, Chordata, Aves, Passeriformes, Passeridae. Bases 1 to 330 code for a protein of 109 amino acids. The transcript has 4 exons. The record is from RefSeq and is a predicted model, not a curated record.
AUGGCUCUUUCCAGUAUCCUGACAGAAGCUGAAAUUGCUGCUGGUCUACAGAGCUGUCAAGCUGCUGAUUCAUUUGAUUACAAAACCUUUUUUGUCAAAGUGGGUCUCAACUCCAAGUCCAAAGACCAAGUUGCCAAAGUCUUCGGAAUUCUAGACCAGGACAGGAGUGGCUUUAUUGAGGAAGAGGAACUGAAACUUUUCCUGAAGAAUUUCUCAGCCAGUGCCAGAGCUUUGACUGAUGCUGAGACCAAGGCAUUCCUGGCAGCAGGGGACAGCGAUGGAGAUGGCAAAAUUGGAGUGGAUGAGUUUCAAGCACUGGUCAAAUCAUAACCAGCAGUCAAAUAAAGACCAAGACAUAUAUUUGCCAUAAACAAUCUUUCCUAUUGCAAACCUACCAUUUAUUUACACAUUUUGCACCCUGAAAGGUCAUGAACAAUUGUUGGCAAGUGGUUUCAUAUUGCUGGAAAACAUCUGAAGUGGUACAAGCACUACUUAAGCCAAGCUGUCAGAUGUUUUAAGCAGAAGGUCUAUGCCACUAAUGGACUGAACUGGAAUCCACUCCUCACAUCUGAAUUUAGGGCAUUAAACAUAUAAGCAUAAAUAUUAAGAGGAGAAAUUGAAAGCAUCUC